Molecule: messenger RNA, 1959 nt
Organism: Euleptes europaea (tarantolino)
Lineage: Eukaryota; Metazoa; Chordata; Lepidosauria; Squamata; Sphaerodactylidae
Gene: ABCD4
Product: ATP binding cassette subfamily D member 4
Exons: 19
Coding region: 42-1877 (611 amino acids)
Biological process (GO): peroxisome organization; long-chain fatty acid import into peroxisome; fatty acid beta-oxidation
Cellular component (GO): peroxisomal membrane
Molecular function (GO): ABC-type transporter activity; ATP hydrolysis activity; long-chain fatty acid transmembrane transporter activity
Source: RefSeq, a predicted model, not a curated record
CUGGCUCGGCUUCGGCGCGCGGGGCUUCGGCGACUUCCUGCAUGGCUCCCGGGACGGCCGGGCUGGGCAGUGCCCGGCCCCAGCUGGACAAGCAGUUCCUCCGGCGCUUUCUAAAGAUCCAAGCAAUUUUAUUUCCUAGAUUCUCUUCCCAGAAUGUGCUGAUGUUCCUGACCUUGCUCAUAGUUGCCCUCUUGGAGCAGCUGGUCAUUUACCAGGUGGGUGUGAUCCCCAGCCAGUAUUAUGGAGUUCUGGGGAGCAAAGACCUUUCUGGGUUCCAGAACGUGACUGCUGUUGCUCUGAUUCUCAUUGUGUUGAACUCAGUGCUGAAGAGCUUUGACCAGUUCAUCUGCAACUUGAUGUAUGUGAGCUGGAGAAAGGUGCUCACUGAAUAUCUCCAUGGCUACUACUUUCAGGGUCAGGUGUAUUACACAUUGAACAUGCUGCAUGAGGACAUUGAUAACCCAGACCAGAGAAUCAGUCAGGAUGUGGAGAGGUUCUGCAAACAGCUGAGCUCCAUGGCCAGUAAGGUGAUUGUUGCCCCCUUCACUCUUGCGUACUACACCUAUCAGUGCUUUCGCAGCACUGGCUGGUUGGGUCCUGUCAGUAUCUUUGGUUAUUUCAUCAUUGGGACAAUCGUCAACAAGAUCCUAAUGAGUCCUAUUGUUUCAACACUGGUUCAGCAGGAGAAGUUGGAAGGCAAUUUCAGGUUUAAGCAUAUGCAGCUGAGAGUGAAUGCUGAAUCUGCAGCUUUCUAUCGAGCUGGGCCAGUGGAGCACAUGCGAACCAACCGCAAGCUACAGAACCUCCUGCAGACCCAGAGGGAGCUGAUGGGCAAAGAGCUGUGGCUGUACAUUGGGAUCAACACUUUUGACUAUCUGGGCAGCAUACUGAGUUAUGUGGUGAUUGCAAUUCCCAUCUUUGGUGGCGUCUAUGGUGAUCUGGAUCCGGCAGAACUGAGCUCAUUGGUCAGCAAGAAUGCCUUUGUCUCUCUGUACCUGAUUGGGUGUUUUAGCCAGCUCAUUGACCUUUCCACCACUGUGUCUGAUGUCGCAGGUUAUACACACAGAAUUGGAGAACUGCAGGAGAUGUUGCUGAAACUCUCCAAGAAACAAAAUGAUUGUGAAUUGCAAGCGAAAUGGGACUUCAACAAGUCUUUCAUGAACGACCUUUGCGUCAGUGUUUCUAAGGAACAAGCAACACCAACCGACACAGCCUUCUUCCUGGAGCAGGUCUCUCUCUCUGCUCCGUCUUCUGAGAAGCUGCUUAUCAAAGACCUAAACCUGAGAGUCACACAAGGGAACAGUCUGCUGGUUACGGGGAACACGGGCACAGGGAAGACAUCUUUGCUGCGUGUCCUCGCUGGCCUUUGGGAAAGCAAGCAGGGGGAUGUCCACAUGCUAACCUGUUUUGGCCCCCACGGGGUGGUGAUCUUGCCACAGAGGCCUUUCUUCACAGACGGGACGCUGCGUGAACAGGUGAUUUACCCUCUGAAGGAGAUCUAUCCAGUUUCAGGGUCUGCAGAUGAUGAAAGGAUACUGAAAUUCCUGGACCUGGCCGGCCUGUCCGAUUUGCUAGUGAGGACAAGAGGCUUGGAUCAGCCAGUAGACUGGAACUGGUAUGAUAUCCUGUCCCCAGGGGAGAUGCAGAGGCUGUCUUUUGCCCGUCUUUUCUAUCUCCAGCCCCAAUAUGCAGUGUUGGACGAAGCAACCAGUGCUCUGACAGAGGAUGCUGAGAAUGAGCUGUACAGGAUCUGUGCACAGUUGGGGAUGACUCUGGUUAGCGUUGGGCACCGCAGCAGCCUGGAAAAGUUCCAUAGCUGGAUAUUGAGACUGUGUGGAGGAGGAAAAUGGGAACUAACAAGAAUCAAGAAAGACUGAGCCUGCCAUGGACAACAGAAAAUGGAAUGAAAAGUUCAGAUGGGACAGUUGCCAAAGUGCCUUGGAAGCAGCAUGCCUUAGG